AUGUUACAAUUCUAUUUUUACAUUUUAUUUAUAAUUUGUUUAGAGGCAAAUAGAAAUAGUUCAUCCACAGAUAGCUACAUCAAUGUUGAGACACAACGAUCAACUAUUAUUGAUGGAUUAGAAGAGAAUGUAGUAAGCAUAAAAUCAUGUUUUAAUAGAUUUUGUGCGUCACCAACCAAGUUGGAUAUGCUUUUUGGUGUUAUUAUGAUAUUUUGUAUGUUUUUUCUUAUGUUAAAAUAUUACAUAAGUUUUUAUUAUACAAACAAAACUGAAGAUGAUAAUGAUGCAACAGAUGAUCAAGUAUCUUUUAAUAAAUAA
Molecule: messenger RNA, 318 nt
Organism: Vairimorpha ceranae
Lineage: Eukaryota; Fungi; Microsporidia; Nosematidae
Exons: 1
Coding region: 1-318 (105 amino acids)
Source: RefSeq, a predicted model, not a curated record